AUCCCGGGACAGUGUGGUGGGGUUAGAGGUCAGAAACUGAGACCGACUCCCCGUUUACCGUUUCUUUACGGUUCUGCUGUUGCAUCCCGGGACAAUGUGACCCUGCACGGAUCACCUUCAUUAGCUGGUUGGAAACCGUUACGAAAGUUUUGUUCGGUCGACGUGCACGGUUGAACGUUUCAAGAGAAGUGCCCACAUAGCGUCCCCUGCUGCGUUAUAGCUACCCAUUUAGACGGCUGCGGCUUGCCACAGCAGCGGGAGUCCCUACACCGCAUCAUCAAGUGUCGCCUACCUCUCCCCCCCCCGGCAGCUCCAUCGAGCCAUGCGACAGUGGUGCCUCCCGGCUGCGGCACCGCGAACCGAGCCUCUGCCCACAGGGCGCCUCUCACCCCCGCUGUCAGAUGCCAGGAUGGAGUGUUGUGAGGUGGAGCCACGCUAUACCAUCGAGCAGAUCGACCUCCUUCAGCGUCUCCGUCUCUCAGGGAUGACCAAGCCACAGAUCAUCCAGGCUUUAGCAUCCCUAGAGCGGCUAGAUCCCGACCAUCGCCCCCCGUACUGCAAUGACACCCACACCGCCAACCCCACAACCAACACUACCCCUACCACAGCCUCCGCCCCAGCCCCCUCCUCCUCCUCCUCCUCCUCUUCCUCCCUCUCCUUGGCCUCCGUCACCACGCAGACACCCGGGCAGGAUGGCGCCUCCCUGUCGCCUAGCAACAGCUACGAAACCUCGCCCCCGCCGCUGUACCCCCCGGCAGUCGGAGUUCAGAGGUCAUUCAGCUAUGACAUCAUGGCGGAGGAGGACUGGGACCUGGAGGAGAAGGUAGAGGAGUACAUGAGGAGGGACAGUAACCUGGUGAAGGAGGAAAUUAAAACCUUCCUCAACAACCGCAGGAUCUCCCAGGCCAUCGUGGGACAGGUCACAGGUAUCAGUCAGAGUUACAUCUCCCAGUGGUUGCUGCAGCAGGGCUUGGAGAUGAGCGACUCCAAACGCAGAUCUUUCUACCGUUGGUACCUGCUAGAGAAGAACAACCCAGGGCUGAGGUGGAGUGAAAGCCAGCAUGGCCCGGCGGGUCUGGGCCUGGGGCUCAGUGGUCUCGGCCAGGGGCUGGGACAAAACCUGGGCUCUGGACCCAGGUCAGCCAGGGGAGGGGACAGAGACGUCACGGCGACGGGCAACGCCGCCACGGGCACCACGGCCGCUACAGCCGCGACCGCCUCCACCACCUGGGGCAGACAGAGAGAACUGCUGAUGCACCUGCUGCCAUGGUACACUGCAGCCUCCUCACAGCCAGGUGCUACCCUGUCGAUGCGCUCCCUGGUGAAGGAGGAGCCUGAUUGGAGGACGGGGGUCAGCCCCGGAGAGAGGGGCGGGGUGGCGGGCGGUCCUCUUAGGCUGCGGAGGGGAAGCAGGUUCACCUGGAGGAAGGAGUGCCAGUCCAUCAUGGAGAGUUUCUUCAUGGAGAACCAGUACCCUGACGAGGCAAAGAGAGAGGAGAUCGCUAACGCCUGCAACUCAGUCAUCCAGAAACCCGGAGGCAAGCUGUCUGAGUUUGAGCGUGUCACGGCUCUGAAGGUGUACAAUUGGUUCGCCAACCGCCGGAAGGAGAUGAAGAGGCGGGCUAAUAUAGAGGCGGCCAUCUUGGAGAGUCAUGGUAUCGAGGUUCGCAGCCCGAGCUGUCACUCAAACGGGGAGGAGCUGGAGCCACAUGACUACGCAGAGCAAGUGAAUCAACGAUUCUCAGAGCAGGAAGAGAUUUCAUCCAGGAAGGACCUUGAUCAACAAGACCCCUCCUCAUUGGCUGCCGUCAAUGUCCUUCCCCCUCCUAGCCCCGCCCCUCAGGUCCUGGAACACAAAGCUGACGAAUCGAAAAGGGAGACUGUGGAUGAGGAGUGACCUAUGGGAGAAGAACGUCACUAAAGUGUGGAUUUUUACAUAUAUAAGGGAUUUUUUUUUAAAGAAAAGAAAAAUGACUGCUCUGAGUAUCUGUCCUCCUAGAGGUCUUCAGGGGUUAUGACUGCUCUGAGUGUCUGUUUCUCCUAGAGGUCUUCAGGGGUUAUGACUGCUCUGAGUAUCUGUCCUCCUAGAGGUCUUCAGGGGUUAUGACUGCUCUGAGUAUCUGUCCUCCUAGAGGUCUUCAGGGGUUAUGACUGCUCUGAGUAUCUGUCCUCCUAGAGGUCUUCAGGGGUUAUGACUGCUCUGAGUAUCUGUCCUCCUAGAGGUCUUCAGGGGUUAUGACUGCUCUGAGUAUCUGUCCUCCUAGAGGUCUUCAGGGGUUAUGACUGCUCUGAGUAUCUGUCCUCCUAGAGGUCUUCAGGGGUUAUGACUGCUCUGAGUAUCUGUCCUCCUAGAGGUCUUCAGGGGUUAUGACUGCUCUGAGUAUCUGUCCUCCUAGAGGUCUUCAGGGGUUAUGACUGCUCUGAGUAUCUGUCCUCCUAGAGGUCUUCAGGGGUUAUGACUGCUCUGAGUAUCUGUCCUCCUAGAGGUCUUCAGGGGUUAUGACUGCUCUGAGUAUCUGUCCUCCUAGAGGUCUUCAGGGGUUAUGACUGCUCUGAGUAUCUGUCCUCCUAGAGGUCUUCAGGGGUUAUGACUGCUCUGAGUAUCUGUCCCCCUAGAGGUCUUCAGGGGUUAUGACUGCUCUGAGUAUCUGUCCCCCUAGAGGUCUUCAGGGGUUAUGACUGCUCUGAGUAUCUGUCCCCCUAGAGGUCUUCAGGGGUUAUGACUGCUCUGAGUAUCUGUCCUCCUAGAGGUCUUCAGGGGUUAUGACUGCUCUGAGUAUCUGUCCUCCUAGAGGUCUUCAGGGGUUAUGACUGCUCUGAGUAUCUGUCCUCCUAGAGGUCUUCAGGGGUUAUGACUGCUCUGAGUAUCUGUCCCCCUAGAGGUCUUCAGGGGUUAUGACUGCUCUGAGUAUCUGUCCCCCUAGAGGUCUUCAGGGGUUAUGACUGCUCUGAGUAUCUGUCCUCCUAGAGGUCUUCAGGGGUUAUGACUGCUCUGAGUAUCUGUCCUCCUAGAGGUCUUCAGGGGUUAUGACUGCUCUGGGUAUCUGUCCUCCUAGAAGUCUUCAGGGGCUAUGACAGUCAGAGUUAAUAGUGGAAAGGGUGCUACAGGUCGCUCUGGUGCCUCUAGUGGUAGGGAGGCCACUGUAUGUAUACAGUAAUCAUGCUUUAUAGUAAUGGCAAUAUUUAUCUCUCUCUAUAUAUAUAUAUAGUGCAUUCCAAGACUGUCUUAAACGAAGAAAAAAAAAACUCCUUAGAAGGAAGAGGGUUUUACCGGUAAGCGGAUCUAUCGUCCCUUCUAUAAGCUAAAAGCCUUUCUUUUAAAAAAUGGAUUUGCGAUUUUUCUUUUUAAAAGGUAUUGACGAGUGGUUGUGUAAAAUGGAGCUGGAGCUAAGUGGAGGGAGUAAGGAAUGUUUUCAACCUGCAGGUCAGGUGUGUUUGAUGAUAAGGUGAGUCCGGUGUGUUUGGUUGAAGCAAGCGAGGCUGAGUUUGGUUGAUCUUUGUUGUGACGAUAGUGUUUUAAGAUAAUACCAGUAUGAUAAUAUCCGCCUUCUCUGCUCGCUUGAAUGUCUGACCUGAUCUUAGUAACCUUUGUUAGACUUUGGGCUCAAUCUAUCGAUCCGUCAAGUGAUCGAUCAAGUAGUCUGGUCAGUGUUAAGAGUCCAACCCCUGAGGGACAAACGGAAUCUCAGGUAAACCCAAACAUGGUGGAUGAGGCUGAUGAAUCGUCCAAUAUUUCUCUGUAGUAAGCUUGUUCAAUGGAAUGUUUCAUAUCAUGUAAUAAUAUUGACUGUUUUCUGCCAAAACAUGAACACCCAGUGAGCAAAAAUGGGUUGAAAGGACGUCUUUUUUUAACUUGUUUUCCUCACUGCAUUUACUAUGUAUUAUGUACAGUUGAAGUCUGAAGUUUACAUACACCUUUAGCCAAAUACAUUUAAACUCAGUUCUUCACAAUUCCUGACAUUUAAUCCUAGUAAAAAGUCCCUGUCUUAGGUCAGUUAGGAUCACCACUUUAUUUUAAGAAUGUGAAAUGUCAGAAUAAUAGUAGAGAGAAUGAUUUAUUUCAGCUUUUAUAUAUUUCCUCACAUUCCCAGUGGGUCAGAAGUUUACAUAUACUCAAUUAGUAUUUGGUAGCAUUGCCUUUAAAUUGUUUAACUUUGGUCAAAUGUUUCGGGUAGCCUUCUACAAGGUUCCCACAAUAAGUUGGGUAAUUUUUGGCCCAUUCCUCCUGACAGAGCUGGUGUAACUGAGUCAGGUUUGUAGGCCUCCUUGCUCGCACACACUUUUUUUAGUUCUGCCCACACAUUUUUCUAUAGGAUUGAGGUCAGGGCUUUGUGAUGGCCACUCCAAUACCUUGACUUUGUGGUCCUUAAGCCAUUUUGCCACAACUUUGGAUGUAUGCUUGGGGUCAUUGUCCAUUUGGAAGACCCAUUUGCGACCAAGCUUUAACUUCCUGAUGGAUGUCUUGUGGAUAUAUUGAAGCAACAUCUCAUCAGUUUCUUUCCACAUGAUGCCAUCUAUUUUGUGAAGUGCACCAGUCCCUCCUGCAGCAAAGCACAACAUGAUACUGCCACCCCCGUGCUUCACGGUUGGGAUGGUGUUCUUUGGCAUGUAAGCCUCCCAUGGUGUUUAUACUUGCGUGCUAUUGUUUGUACAGAUGAACGUGGUACCUUCAGGUGUUUGGAAAUUGCUCCCAAGUAUGAACCAGACUUGUGGAGGUCUACAAUUGUUUUUCUGAGGUCCUGGCUGAUUUCAUUUGAUUUUCCCAUGAUGUCAAGCAAAGAGGCACUGAGUUUGAAGGUAGGCCUUGAAAUACAUCCACAGGUACACCUCCAAUUGACUCAAAUGAUGUCAAUCAGCCUAUCAGUACCUUCUAAAACCAUGAUGUUUUUCUGGAAUUUUCCAAGCUGUUUAAAGCUGUCAACUUAGUGUAUGUAAACUUCUGACCCACUGGAAUUGGGAUACAUUGAAUUUUAAGUGAAAUAAUCUCUGUAAACAAUUGUUUGAAAAAUGACUUGUGUCAUGCACAAAGUACAUGUCCUAACCGACUUGCCAAAACUAUAGUUUGUUAACAAGAAAUGUGUGGAGUGGUUGAAAAAAACGAGUUAAUGACUCCAACCUAAGUGGAUGUAAACUUCCCACUUCAACUGUAUGUCUUAUUUUUAAUCAGUAAGCCAAGGUAGCCCAGGGUUCCCUUCUAUAUACUUCCGUCUACUCGUCUUUCUUUGUCAAUGAAUGUCUCUAUUAAUCAAAGGAACGUUAUGUAUUAGUAACUAAUUAUAAUUAGUUAUGUCCCUUUUUUUCUCUCUGUUCAACAUUAACCACUCAAGUCUACUAUUCUCUGAAAACCCAGAUAAGCUAGUCUGUAGUCUACAGGUUUGAUUUCAAAAAAAAAAAAAAAAAGUUCUUGGCCACAUAAAAUGUGUUUGUUAAUCAUGACUUGUAAUGUCUGCUGUGCUAUAAGUACCUCUGCUCAUUGUAGUAUAAGCUACUCUUUACAUAUGUGUGUGUAUGACUGAAAGCUGCACUUCCUGGUCACUUCCUUUUUUAUUUCAUGUAUUUUCCAAGAAGUGGAACAACUAUGGUAAUGUGCUUUCAAGUUCAUUUUCUGUCAAUUCUUUGCUCUUGGUCGAGAGCUUGGGUUUUUGUUUUUGGGGGGGGGGGGGGGUGAAACUAAAUGAUUAUUAUGCAUAUGAAACAAUUCUCUGCAUGAUGUGUUUUCCCUUCUUAAAAAUGACAUAGACAGUGUUUUAGGAAACACUUUGUUUCCAAUAUGUAUUUAGCAGUUCUCCCCCCUUUAGCCACUGGCCCAAGGCCAUUCUCUAUUGGUCACCAAGACAUUUCUGUUAUCACAAGGCCUGAAUCCUAACUUUACUGACAUAUCCCUAACUCUGUGACCUCUCCAUAAAUCAUACAUUUUAAGUAAAUAGGAAAGAUGAGCCUGAAAAGGCAGGUUAAGCUCAGACGACCCUCCCCACACCCCUAUACAAGCCCGCUAACAUUUGACCUCCUAAUGCCAAAGCUAUGCCAAGGUACAGACGAGUGGUGAGGUAGACUCAUUUUGGAACCAGUAGACAUGUACAGGUUACAGUGCAUUUGGAAAAUA
This is a messenger RNA of Oncorhynchus kisutch (coho salmon), 6103 nucleotides long. RefSeq names its product homeobox-containing protein 1-like. NCBI's taxonomy places the organism in Eukaryota, Metazoa, Chordata, Actinopteri, Salmoniformes, Salmonidae. Gene Ontology annotation, biological process: positive regulation of DNA-templated transcription. Gene Ontology annotation, molecular function: double-stranded telomeric DNA binding. The record is from RefSeq and is a predicted model, not a curated record. Gene Ontology annotation, cellular component: nucleus. The coding region runs from base 323 to 1897 and encodes 524 amino acids. The transcript has 11 exons.